AUGAGCAGAGCCCUGCGGGAAGCCGGGGCUCUGAACAGGUCUGCACCUGCAGGGGCUCGGGGGGGCUACGUGGCCCGGGCUCUGCUGGAAGAGGGGACCUUCAAGGUCCGUGCGGUAACGCGGAGCCCCGUGAAGAAGGAGGCCGAGAAGCUGAAGCGGAGGAGAGCUGAGGUCGUGAAGGCGGAUCAGGACGAUGAGCCAUCACUGGAACUGGCCUUGGCGGGUGCUUAUGGAGCCUUUGUUGUAAGCUGCUUCUGGAAGCACUGCAGCAAAGAGAAAGAAACCGUGCAGGGAAAGCGGCUUGCUGACCUGUCGAAGCACCUCGGUCUGCGCCACGGAGGCCUGGAAAACGUGAGGCAGCUGAUGGGGGGCCGGCUGGAGGUGCUCCACUUUGACAGCAAAGGUGUGGUGGAGGAGUACUUCCAGAAAGUUGGUGUUCCCACCACGACCAUCUGACUGCCAUUCUACUUUGAGAACUUCCUCUCCCUCUUCAACCCGCAGAAGGUCCCGCAGGGAGAUACCUUUGUCCUGGUGCUGCCCAUGGGGGACACCCUCACGGAUGGGAUGGCAGUGGAGGACACUGGGCCUGUUGUGCUUUGCCUGCUGAAGUCCCCGGGGGAGUACAUAGGCCGAGUGAUCGGGCUCAGCACUGGCAAGCUCACCGAGGCAGAGUACGCCGCUGUCCUCUCCCAGCAGACGGGCAAGACGGUGGAAGCCAGCAAGAUCUCACCGGAGGAGUAUGAGAAACGUGGCUCCCCUGGCGCCAAGGCAAUGGCCACUAUGUUCCGUUUCUAUGCCCUGAAGCCAGACCGCGACGUGGACCUGAACGUGAAACUCAACCCCAAGGCCCGCGCCUUCCAUCAGUGGGUGGCAGACAGUAAGGCCACUGUCUUCUGA
Messenger RNA from Pygoscelis adeliae (Adelie penguin), 897 nucleotides. It is a transcript of the gene NMRAL1, whose product is annotated as NmrA-like family domain containing 1. The record is from RefSeq and is a predicted model, not a curated record. NCBI's taxonomy places the organism in Eukaryota, Metazoa, Chordata, Aves, Sphenisciformes, Spheniscidae.